AUGGAUCCACCCUCGAUGGCUGAAAAGGCUCAAAGUGAGGCCAACACUGAUGACUCAGAUGUGUUCUCUCACCCCAGCUCAUCAACCCCACCCCACAGACCAGGCCACGGUGGAGUCCACCGCCAUCACCAAGGUGUGUCCCGUCCCCAUGGCGAGUCCCACCAUCAUGGCAUAUCCCAUCAUCAUGGUGGAUCUCACCACCCUGAUGAGUUCCAAGACUUCCACGACAAUGCCUUCUCCCACCAUGGAGAGGCCCGCUGUCACCACUCCCCAUCCCUUUCCCCGGAUCCUUCCCAGGGCACUUUCAUCUCCCACCUUUCCUACGGUAAGGACCACUUUGAUGGUGAACAGCACUGUGGCAGCAGGAGACAUCGCGGGAGGUCCCACCAACACAGGGAGUCCUACCAUGGGGGGUCUCACCGCCACAGCGAGGUUUCCCACCGUAGUGGGCUUCACCACCAAGGUGAGCCUGACUGCCAUAGAGAGUCCUCCCACUAUGACAGCCCUGCGCACCACAGUGAGGCCCAUCACCAGGGCGGGCACCACCAUCAGGAAGCCCACCACCACAGAAGGCCUGCCUCCAUGGGCUCCUACCACCGCGGCGAGCACCACCACCCUGCCGAGCAUCACGGCGGCGAGCACCACCGCGGUGAGCACCAUCCAGGCGAGCGUCACCGCGGCGAGGAUCACCGCGGCGAGCAUCAUCCCGGCGAGCAUCACCGCGGCGAGCAUCACCGCGGCGAGCAUCAUCCCGGCGAGCAUCACCGCGGCGAGCAUCACCCCGGCGAGCAUCCCCGCGGCGAGCAUCACCGCGGCGAGCAUCCCCGCGGCGAGCAUCAUCCUGGCGAGCAUCACCGCGGCGAGCAUCACGUCAACAAGCAUCACCCGGCCAAGCACCACGGCGGCGAGCAUCACAGCGGCGAGCACCACCGCGGCGAGCACCACCACAGGGCGCACCAGCACAGUGCACCUCCUCAUCAUUACCUCCACCGAGAUCACCGCUACGGGGAGUACCAUCGUGGCAAUUCCCAGCUCUUUGACCCAUACACGUCCUACAGCGUGACCUCAGCCUCCCUCGGCUCUGCCUAUUCUCGUCAAGUAGCCCCCCAACCUAGCAAGCCGGAAAGACAGAGCUCAGCCUUCAACUUGGUUCGUGCCCAUAGCACAGUGUACUCACAGCACUCCCAGACCUCCAGCAAAGUCCAUCCUCAGGACUCCUCCUCUAAAACCUCAGAAAGCUGGCCUGGGGAAGAAGAGCAGAUUCAGAAGCGCAAAAGUGGCCGAGCCCUGCGGACCCACAAGAAGUUGCAUGCUGUGAACCUCUUCCCCUGGUUGUGGGAAAAAUUAAGCCAUCUCCUUUGGGGCCUUCGGAGAAUGCUUAGGAAACUGACCGACUCCCUGGCCUUUGAAGCCUUCAUCGUCUUCAUCGUCUGCCUCAACACCGCCAUGCUUGUGGCCCAGACCUUUGCUGAAGUCGAGGUCCGGGGAGAGUGGUACUUUAUGGCCUUGGACUCCAUCUUUCUCUGCAUCUACGUGGUAGAAGCUGUGCUCAAAAUCGUUGCUCUGGGCCUCAAGUAUUUUUUGGACCCCUGGAACAACCUGGAUUUCUUCAUCAUGGUCAUGGCUGUGCUGGACUUCAUGCUUGUGCAGGUCAACUCUUCCUCCACACGCGCGGUCUAUAACCAAAGCGUCUUCCGCAUGUUCAAGGUCUUCAAGAGCCUGCGAGCCUUGCGGGCUAUCCGGGUCCUACGGAGGCUCAGCUUCCUGACCAGCCUCCAGGAAGUGACUGGGACCCUGGGCCGGUCCCUGCCGUCCAUCACCGCCAUCCUCAUCCUUAUGUUCACCUGCCUCUUUCUGUUCUCUGUGGUGCUCCGGGCACUGUUCCGUCACUCUGACCCCAAGCGCUUCGGGAACAUCUUCACCACCAUCUUCACCCUCUUCACCUUGCUCACCCUGGACGACUGGUCCCUCAUCUACCUGGACAGCCGGGCCCAGGGCGCCUGGUACAUCAUCCCCAUUCUCAUGAUCUAUAUCAUCAUCCAGUACUUCAUCUUCCUCAACCUGGUAAUUGCCGUCCUGGUGGAUAACUUCCAGAUGGCCCUGCUCAAAGGCCUGGAGAAAGUGAAGCAGGAGGCCGCCCAGAUCCGUGAGAAGCUGCUGGAUGACUCACUGACAGAACUCAUUGAAGCAGAGCCUAAAGAGGUGAUAAGUGAACACACUAUACAGAAGCAGCUCAUUGAGAAAAAAUUUGGAGCCAUGACUGAGAAGCAGCAGGAGCUCCUGUUCCAUUUCCUGCAGCUGGUGGCUGGGGUGGAGCAUUUCCAGCAGAAAUUCCGCUCCCAGGCAGCUGUCAUCGAUGAGAUUGUGGACACCGCAUUUGAGGCUGGAGAAGAGGACUUCAGGAAGUGACCCCCAGAGAGGCAGCCCGGGUCCAGACUUCAGCCCCUGGCAGGCUGUCCACUGGGUCGGACCAAAUCCCUGUAUCUGCUGGAAAGAUCGUUGGGCCUGCAGGGCUGGGCCCCAACAGAGUUUUAAAACUCCA
Messenger RNA from Hippopotamus amphibius kiboko, 2542 nucleotides. It is a transcript of the gene CATSPER1, whose product is annotated as cation channel sperm associated 1. The coding region runs from base 1 to 2409 and encodes 802 amino acids. The transcript is spliced from 12 exons. Gene Ontology annotation, biological process: calcium ion transport; regulation of cilium beat frequency involved in ciliary motility; flagellated sperm motility. Gene Ontology annotation, molecular function: voltage-gated calcium channel activity; calcium-activated cation channel activity. Gene Ontology annotation, cellular component: CatSper complex; membrane. NCBI's taxonomy places the organism in Eukaryota, Metazoa, Chordata, Mammalia, Artiodactyla, Hippopotamidae. The record is from RefSeq and is a predicted model, not a curated record.